CGCAUCAACUUAUGAAAAAACAGAUUCCACAUCCACUGCGUCAUCAAAAACGCCGUCGAGGUCAAACAGUUUGAGUCUGAAGUUAAAGUCGAACCCGAAUAGCAAAUCAAAUUCACCGUUAUCCACACCGCCAAUAUCUUCACCCGCGACUCCUGAUAGGUUGAAAGAGUUGCCACAUCCGUUGUAUAAUGAUCCACUCUGA
Molecule: messenger RNA, 202 nt
Organism: Acaulospora morrowiae
Lineage: Eukaryota; Fungi; Glomeromycota; Glomeromycetes; Diversisporales; Acaulosporaceae
Source: the annotation of a GenBank genome assembly